AUGUUACGUGAGGAAGACGUGAAUCCAAAAGGCAUCUUCGUUGACGGUCUGCCCGAAACAACAAGGGACUGCGAUCUAUUUGCGUACUUUUCUCAAUUCGGCCUCAUGACUUCUGUUUUUGUUAUCAAAGACUGCCUGAAAAAGUAUCAGGACAGGGAUUCUUGCCGCUGUGGUAUCGUAAUUUUCCGUGACGCUGAUGCAGUCAACAAGGUGUUUUCUGCACAGCCGCACCAGUUAAAUGCAAAGAAAAUCACCGUUGAACCGGCAAAGAAGAGGAACGCCGACGACGGAAAAUUCGGAUUUUCAGUAUCCAAGACGGAAAACGAUGACUGCCAGUCCAAGGACGAGAAUACAAUCAGCGAUGCUAGUGCACAAUCCUCCAACCACCCAGAUAUAUAUGUGGGCUACCUAACACCAGAGGUCACAGAGUCUCAGCUUGAGGCCUACUUCUCUGCGUUCGGCAGGGUAACAAAGGCCCAAGUAGUAUACGAUCGGGACACCGGCCAGUCCCGCGGCUUCGGCUUCGUCACAUUUGCUGACAACACAGCUUUCAAGGAGGGCGUGCUGGAGGUCUGCCACUUCCUUAACGGCAGUCGCCUCACAGUCAAACCUUCGAGGAGAAAUGCACAUUAUGUUGACAGGUGA
This is a messenger RNA of Dibothriocephalus latus, 645 nucleotides long. NCBI's taxonomy places the organism in Eukaryota, Metazoa, Platyhelminthes, Cestoda, Diphyllobothriidea, Diphyllobothriidae. The record is from the annotation of a GenBank genome assembly.